AAAAAACUGUUUUUUAAUUUUUUUUUCCUUGUCUUUGCAGUGAUUCAUGACUCCGCCCCAUUUAUUCUCCACCUGCUGCUUUUGGCUGAGCUGUUUGUCCGCACGUCGUCCCGUCCCACCCACAGUUCCUCUAUCUGUGGUUUUUUGGGGUCAAUGAUCCCUCAGGUGGACAGAAUCAUGAUGUUAUCCAAAAAUCUCCAUGGCCUGUCAGAUGAUGAACUUCUGAACCUCGCUGCUGUUGACAACAGACUUGAUGAUCUUCCUCACAUUCAGCAAACUGCUGCUCAUUUCACUUCACGGAAGGUGAAUGAGUCUCUCUCUCAGCUUCACGUCUACACUCAGUCUUUUAAGCUGCACAUUGACUGGCUGAUAACUGCUCAAUUCAACUUCAGUUUGCCCACGCAGCCAGCUGAGGGCGCCAGUGCUCACCUGCUGCAGCUGUCCACUCUCAUCCACACAUCUUUACAUCAGAUGCACGAAACGUCUACUCAGGCUCCGCCUCCCUCCCUACCUGUUGCCGCCUCCACCUUUGACGUGCUCCAGUUCUCUGUGGAGAUUUCUGAGCGGCUUCACGUCUUCUGUAACUGGUCCAGGAGACUUUUACGGCAUCUCCAGAAACUCUCGCGCUGCCCUCGACGUUAAGACCUUUGACGUCACUGUAGAGCAAAAAAAGAAAACCACUGUUAACUUUUGCGAUUUUUACCCAGCAAGGCAUUAGCAUAGCAAUGCUAGCAACCAGAGCCGGAUUAACGCAAAGGCAAACUAGGCACGUGCCUAGGGCCCGAUUGGCAGGGGGCCCAGACAGAGGGACAAUCAUAACCUAAAACGUUUCAGCUGUCAGGGCGUUCUGAGGACAGUCUGCUCCGAUCGACAGUCGCGCUGGGGGCAGGCGGGCGG
Messenger RNA from Solea senegalensis (Senegalese sole), 897 nucleotides. RefSeq lists its product as uncharacterized. Gene Ontology annotation, cellular component: cytoplasm. Gene Ontology annotation, biological process: positive regulation of cell population proliferation; positive regulation of MAPK cascade. The transcript is spliced from 4 exons. The annotation marks the transcript as partial. Gene Ontology annotation, molecular function: growth factor activity; cytokine activity. NCBI's taxonomy places the organism in Eukaryota, Metazoa, Chordata, Actinopteri, Pleuronectiformes, Soleidae. The record is from RefSeq and is a predicted model, not a curated record.